This is a messenger RNA of Cavenderia fasciculata, 402 nucleotides long. RefSeq lists its product as uncharacterized. The transcript is spliced from 3 exons. NCBI's taxonomy places the organism in Eukaryota, Evosea, Eumycetozoa, Acytosteliales, Cavenderiaceae. The coding region runs from base 1 to 402 and encodes 133 amino acids. The record is from RefSeq and is a predicted model, not a curated record.
AUGUUGGUGUGUUUUCUUUCGAAUGAACCCCCCUCAUUCCAUGCGUCUAUAGGGUCAUAUGACACUAAAAAAAGUCACAACGAGAGAGAGAAUGAAAUUCCAUCCAUCCGUGGAAGUAAAACUCGUAAUUACUACUACGAAAGAGAUGAAAAAGAAGACUGGACUAAUGGUAAUGAUGAUGAGAAUUUAGAGAUGAAUGAUGAAGAAGAAGAGAUCGAUGGAGUAGUGAAAAGAGUUGUUGAUUUGGUCAUCGAGAAGGUUGGUGCAGUCGAUGUCGAUGAUGACAAGGAAGCAAAGUUACUCUUGUUGACUGAUGCAACAACUCUAGAUGUGACUGAUCUGAUACACUUUAAACUAUUCAUUUCUAUGUUCUCUCUUUUACAAAAUAUGAAAAUCGAUUAA